UCCACGUGACCUCAGUGACGUGUUACAAUAAAUACAAUAACAUAAGAAAACUCACAUAACAUGCCAAAAAAGAAGAUUAGACCACAAAUGUGGCAGCCGGAUAAGCUCGCACUUAUUAAAGCUGUGAAGAAGUAUCCAAUAAUUCACAAGAAGGAUUAUAAAUCAAAGGAUGAUGCGAGGGAGAAAUGUUGGGCAGCCAUCGCUGAAGAAGCAGGAAUGUCGGAAAAUCGAUGCAAAGAGAAUUGGAUAAAAUUAAGGAAAGAUUACUUCGGCACAAUAUACGUAUACAGUCGUAGAAAAACUCUGCAGUUUCAAGAAUCACCUCUAAGUUUUCUAAAUUGUAGCAUUUCCUACAAAAUAUACAACAGGGCAUUAGGUCGCAAGAAAACUGAUCUCGUCACAGUAAGUGACGAUGAUUCAUUAAGUGAUACUAGUGAAGAAGAAAUAAGAAGUGUUAGAAAACCAACGCUUAGAUCUCAUACAAGAAGAAGUUUACCACAAACAUCAAUUCCAGAAGCAAAAGAAAUUCCAGAAGAAAUCGAAAUUGCUAGAUCACACACCACGCAAUCUGAUGAAAUGAAUUUAGCAGUGACAACUGAAAUUAAAUCAGAGGAAUCUGAUAUAGAUGACACCGAUGCGAACGAAAACAAUUCUACAAGAUUUCAGCCAAGCUCUGAUACUCCUGCAGAAUUUGAUAUACAAACGACCAGUACUGUGGAACAAGAGGCUGUAUGUAUGCCAAUAGAUAUCAGUACUGUGAAACAAGGUUUUUUAUGUCCGCCAAUAAAGACUGAACCGCUGAUUGAUCCAGAAUCUAAAAAUUUUUCUGGUGAUCUUGCUAAGUAUAUCACAAGUAAGUUUUCACCUAAGACACAAAAGGACAUACAGCGUAGGAUCUGCGCUUUAUUUACGCAAAUAGAAUUAGAUAAGUUGAAAGCCGCAAAUCAAUAAUAAUAAUAAAUCGUCUCCGCAAAGCACCCAUUCGCAUACCUAUUUAAAAAAUUGGUAUUAUUUAUUUAUUUAGGAAA
Molecule: messenger RNA, 1028 nt
Organism: Ostrinia nubilalis (European corn borer)
Lineage: Eukaryota; Metazoa; Arthropoda; Insecta; Lepidoptera; Crambidae
Exons: 2
Coding region: 61-951 (296 amino acids)
Source: RefSeq, a predicted model, not a curated record